Messenger RNA from Acaulospora colombiana, 133 nucleotides. The record is from the annotation of a GenBank genome assembly. Lineage: Eukaryota; Fungi; Glomeromycota; Glomeromycetes; Diversisporales; Acaulosporaceae.
CUCCAAUAAUAAAUCAAAUUCUACUAUAAAUGUCACCUAUAUAGGGUUCAAACCUUUAGACUCAAAGAGACAUAAUUCAGAAAAGAGACAGAAUCUCAAGAAAGCUAAGCUUCAAAUCCUUGACUCAUCUUAG